AUGAGAGGAUAUGUGCAGUCGAACCAGCCCGUAGAUGCCAUUUUAUGCUACAGAGACAUGCUCAAAGACGGACUCAUAAAAAAUAACUACACCUUCACACCUCUAGUUAAAGCUUGUUCCAUGGUUUCGCCUGAGCUCCGGCAUAUGGGUCUUUCAGUACAUGCCCACAUUGCAAAGUUGGGUUUUCUCCAUGACCCAUUUAUCGCAAGCGCUCUGAUUAGCUUCUACAAUUCGAUUCUAGAUAUGGCGACUGCAGAGGACCUGUUCGACGAAAUUCCCGUGAGAGAUGUGGUGCUGCGGACGACCAUGAUCGACGGGUACGGUAAAACAGGGGACGUCGAGAAAGCUAGGGUGAUGUUCGACGAAAUGCCCGAGAGAAACGUGAUCUCUUGGAGUGCAAUAAUGGCAGCAUAUUCACGAGCAAGCGAUUUCAGAGAAGUGCUGUGCUUAUACAGAAGAAUGGAGGAGUCGAAUUUGAAGCCCAACGAAUCCAUUCUUGUUAGUGCUCUCACAGCGUGUGCGCAUCUCGGUGCAUCGGCACAAGGUAUAUGGAUACACUCGUACGCCGAGAAAUGCAAAUACACAUCAAAUCCCAUCCUAGCUACCGCAUUGGUCGACAUGUACUCGAAAUGCGGUUUCUUGAAAUUGGCUUUACAAAUCUUCGAAAAGAUUCAUUACAAAGAUAGUGGAGCUUGGAAUGCUAUCAUCUCCGGAUUUGCAAUGAAUGGCGACGCCACAAAAUCUCUCGAGCUGUUUAACAACAUGGUCUCGAGUGGGACCAAACCCACAGAAGCCACUUUUGUUGCUAUCCUAACCGCUUGCACUCAUGCAAAAUUGGUCGAAACCGGCCUUUCUUUGUUAAAAAGCAUGAGCGGGGUCCACAAGAUUCGACCGAAGAUCGAACAUUAUGCAUGUGUGGUUGAUCUUUUGGCAAGAUCCGGCAAGUUAGAGGAAGCAGAGGAAUUUAUUGAUGAGAAAAUCGGUGAAAUUGGUGAAGGGGAUUUUAAUGUAUGGGGAGCUUUAUUAGGCGCGUGUCGGGUAUAUGGGAGAGUCGAUAUCGGGAAUAGGUUGUGGAGAAAGAUCGCUAAUAAGGGAAAGGUUGAUUACGGGAUUUAUGUGCUUGUGUAUAAUAUGUACCGAGAAGCUGGUUUGAAUGACGAGGCGAAGAGUGUUAGGAGAUUGAUGGAGACGAAACAAAUGCGGAAAAAACCGGGAUGCAGUGCUGUGGAAGUUAAUGGAAUUGUUAGAGAGUUCUUUGCUGGCGAUGUUUUGCAUCCGAGGGACGAUAGAAUGUGUGAAAUUCUCGAUUCUUUACUAAGUGAUGUGUCGUGUCCUAUAUCGUUGUACGAGUAUGAUUAA
Molecule: messenger RNA, 1359 nt
Organism: Erythranthe guttata (spotted monkey flower)
Lineage: Eukaryota; Viridiplantae; Streptophyta; Magnoliopsida; Lamiales; Phrymaceae
Product: pentatricopeptide repeat-containing protein At5g66520
Biological process (GO): RNA modification
Molecular function (GO): RNA binding; protein binding
Source: RefSeq, a predicted model, not a curated record